ACAGCAGGAUAUAAGUGCAGAGCUGGAAGAGGAGAUCCAGUGUAUUACACUGAUUAUAGUGAACACAAGUUUGUCUGGUCUGGAGAUUUUCAUCCAUCAGCGUCUCUCACAGUGAGUCCUGACAGAGUGCAAAACUUCACCUCUGACUCUGUCUCACUGAGCUGUGAGGGAAACUCUACUGAGUGGAGAGUGAGGAGGUUGACUGAGAACAGCUACCAUUCAUACUGCUCCUCCUGGGGGACAAUGAAUGGAUCCACAUGCAACAUAGACAGUUUCUGGCAGAGUGAUGCAGUGUACUGGUGUGAGUCUGGAUCAGGAGACUUCAGCAACGCCGUCAACGUAACUAUUCAGAAAACAGAUAUUAUCCUGGUGAGCCCUGUCCAUCCUGUGACUGAGGGAGAUUCUGUUAGUCUGAGCUGCAGAUUGAGAAGACAAACAUUUGAGUCCAAUGUGUUUUUCUAUCGAAAUGAGAAACUGAUUCAAAAUGAUACCAGAAGGGAGCUGAAUAUCUCUGCAGUGUCAAAGUCAGAUGAGGGUUUCUACAAGUGUCAAUACUCACAACAAGUGUCAGCACAGAGUUGGAUGUCAGUUAAUGCAGUUCCCAGGCCUGAAAGCUCUUCCUCUCCUGUACCAUUGAUUGUUGGGCUGGUUUGUGGAAUUGUUCUCAUUAUUCUUCUGCUCCUUUUGUAUCGCUACAGACCGUCCAAAGGUUCAUGCUGUAUCAGGUCAAACCAGUCUGAGAGCAUCAAUCAGGACUUCGACACAAAUCAUGUGCCCAACCAGAAUGAGACUCAGCCAUACUCCACUCUUCUCCAUGGUGAUACUUCUCUUUAUGAAUCAAUGAGACGUCCUGAAGAUACUGAAAAUUCUUGCAAAACCGCCAUCCACGCCUUCAUAACCUCCAGAAUCGAUUAUUGCAACAACAUCCUCUACGGCACACCAUCCAAAACCUUAAAUAAACUCGAGUACAUUCAGAACUCUGCUGCUCGUCUGCUCGUCUGCUCAUCCACACCCCCACCCGUGAUCACAUUAACCCCUGUCCUCCAGAACCUCCACUGGCUCCCGGUCCCACAACGAAUUCAAUUCAAAAUCCUCCUCCUCACACACAAAGCCCUCCAUAACCAGGCCCCUUCAUACCUCACUGACCUGCUCCAUCGCCACAAUCCAUCCCGUAGCCUCCGCUCAUCCGAUGCAAACCUUCUGACCCCACCACCCUGGACCAAGCACCGAACCUGGGGCAACAGAGCCUUCUCUGUAGCUGCCCCCUCCCUCUGGAACUCUCUCCCCAAACAAAUCCGUGACUGCACCGAUCUUCCAGCGUUCAAAUCAUUGACAAAAACUCACCUUUUUAAAAUUGCUUUUAAUGUUUAGCUUAGUCCAAUGUGUUUUUAGUGUUUUUACCAUUUUAUUUAGUUUUUGCUGUUUUUAUGUUAUCUUUAUGUAAAC
Molecule: messenger RNA, 1446 nt
Organism: Dicentrarchus labrax (European seabass)
Lineage: Eukaryota; Metazoa; Chordata; Actinopteri; Moronidae
Exons: 8
Coding region: 244-1371 (375 amino acids)
Biological process (GO): cell surface receptor signaling pathway
Molecular function (GO): transmembrane signaling receptor activity
Source: RefSeq, a predicted model, not a curated record